AUGGCUUCAAAUAUUUUGGAGUAUUUCUUUCAAAAUUUAGACAAGUUGUCCAAUUUACAAAUUUUGUUAUUAAUUAAAACAGGAAUAACAAAGAUUGGAAAUGUGCAAAAAUUGGUUAAUCUAGCCAUCUUGAACUUAUCAUGCAACGGAAUUGAUAAAAUUGAAAAUUUGGACCAAUUUGUUAAUUUAACCAGCUUGGAUUUAUCAAAAAGUAAGAUCCAAAUUAUCGAAAAUUUGGAUAAGUUAGUCAACCUCACAAGACUUGACUUUAGUGAUAAUUGUAUCGGAGAAAUUGAUGGGUUGUCAAAUUUAAUUGCAUUAAAUAACUUGAAUCUUGCUGACAAUUUGAUCUAUAAAAUUGAGAAUUUGUCAAAAGUUGUUAAUUCACCUGAAUUGAACUUUCUGGGAACCAAAUUUCUAUAA
Messenger RNA from Ascoidea rubescens DSM 1968, 423 nucleotides. RefSeq names its product L domain-like protein. The record is from RefSeq and is a predicted model, not a curated record. The transcript has 2 exons. The coding region runs from base 1 to 423 and encodes 140 amino acids. Gene Ontology annotation, molecular function: protein binding. NCBI's taxonomy places the organism in Eukaryota, Fungi, Ascomycota, Saccharomycetes, Ascoideales, Ascoideaceae.